AUGAUUUUUGAGCAAAACCAACAGGUUAAGUGCUCGGGAGAAGUCACUGGCUGCCAGAGAUGUCAGGGGACCGGUACAACCUGCGUCUUUCCGGAGCGAACAAAGCGUGGCACCAAGAGGCAAAAGAACUCGGCGCCAACCGUCGGUCAGGACGGACGCAAGAGCAUUGCGGGCAGUGAGAUGGUCUGCAGCAAUGGGGAGAGUAGCAGGAGUAGAGGGACCAGCAGCUCUAUCUCGUCUGCGUCUACCCGCGACUCGCACCCUUUUGCCCCCGUUGCCACGACCUCUGAGUUUUCGCCGACUCUGGACUUUAGUCCGUCUGAGUUUUCAUUGCACUGCGCUGGUCUGGCGGAGAACUUUACUCUUGAUCUCGAACAGCUCAACUCUACGCUCGGAGACCUCAGCAGCCUGGCUUCAAGCAGCAGCAUCUCGCCCUCACAGACCAAUCCGUUCUGUGUAGCGCCACAAAGAACCCCGACAAGCACGGAAGGCCCGUGUUUGAGCGACAGCCCCUCGACAAAUGACGGAGAGCUCUGCACCUGCGCCCAGUCUGCGCUGCACAUGCUCGAAGAGCUCGAGCUCCAGUUCCACACCAGGCUCGACGUCUCCGGCGACGGCAUCCUCGGCUACCAGAAGAUUGCCCUGGCGCGCCUCAACGCCUGGCUGUCCUGCGACCACGGCCAGACGCCACGGGCGACGACCAAGCUGAUUGUGCUCGUCAUCGAGGGCCUCUCGGUGUACCUGGAGAGAGGCGUGGCGGGGUGCGUCCGUCAGAUGCGACAAGAGGUAGAGGAGGAGGAUGAUGACGAGAGCGGCACUUGUGCGCUUGCGGCGAGGCUCUGCAGCGUGGGGGACUAUCAUGUCGAGUCGAAGCAUGAGUGGGCGCAUAUCCUGCGGGUGUCGCUGCUGGUGCGGUGCAGGGAGUUGCUGGGCGCGGUGACACGGCUGAGGAAGCACGGCGUCAAUGACGUGCUUCUGCCCGGUGUUGAGCAGAGGCUGGGCGGAAUCAUACAGGAGUUGAAGGGCUGGGAGGAUUAUCUGUAG
Messenger RNA from Trichoderma reesei QM6a, 1044 nucleotides. RefSeq lists its product as uncharacterized. The record is from RefSeq and is a predicted model, not a curated record. NCBI's taxonomy places the organism in Eukaryota, Fungi, Ascomycota, Sordariomycetes, Hypocreales, Hypocreaceae. The coding region runs from base 1 to 1044 and encodes 347 amino acids. The transcript is spliced from 2 exons.